AUGAACUAUACAGCAGAAGAUCUGAAUGCCGAUGUUACAAAAACUCUCUAUUUUAACACUGGAAUACUACUUUUGUAUCUUUUUCUAGGAUUAUUUGGAAAUUCAAUUGUUGUGUAUAUUUACAUACGUAGGAUGAAACGAACUGACGAAAAGUAUUUUAUCCCAAUUUUAGCCAUUGCCGAUAUUUUCGCUUGUCUUGCUGGCGUUAUACUUGGCGUUGUUUCGAAUUUUCACAGGGCCUACUAUACUUUGGAUACCUUUUGUAAAGUAGGAUAUUUUCUUACUUGGUCGACCACCUCUGUGUCUGGGAUUAUCAUUCUACUUAUUGCUCUAAAUCGCCAUCUUAUGAUUUGCCGUCCUACUAGUCCACAACUUACUAUUACUAGGAAAAGAAGAGCUCUGAUUGUGGUGAUGAUAUUUUCAAUAGUGACGUCAGCACCUAUGCUUUACUUCUUGGGAGAAAGGCAUUAUCCUUUUAUGUACAAAGGAGAACUGAUAAAUACUACUUUGUGUACCUUGCGCUUUACAGAUGGAACUCUGCAUAAAUUACAAAUUGGUUAUUUUGCUUUUGAAAUUUUUUUGGCUUUGCUGAAUAUGAUUAUAACAUGUGUAUUGUAUAUACCAGUCGGUGUAAAAAUAUAUCGAAGAUUUAGGAAGGGAGGUCUCAAAGCCAAAAUGGCAAAACAAAAACCUGACAUUUCGAAAGCUCAAGACAAUGCACCUCAAACCGAGGGUCCGGGGAAACUACACGUAGAAAUGACUGGAAUUGAAGAGUCGGCAUUUUCAACAACCGUGUCAACAGUCUUGAGUUCAACAGAAGACGAUGUAUAUUGCGGACGAUGCAAGUCAAAUUCUAAAGAGGAUUCUAAACGGGAUGUUAGAGACACGUCGAUAAACAGGAAGAAAAAGGCGAGGAAUAAACAAGCGAGAAACAACUUUACAGUGAUGUUUGCCACCAUCAUCAUCUUCUAUAUUUUAGCAUACCUCCCUACUCUUGUCCUGAUGAUGCUUCCAGGGAGUAACCCGGCAGAAUUCUGGUUCUCCAAGAGCCCACUAAUGCUUAAUUUUCUUGUCUUUCUACAAAGGGCGUUCUUGUUGAAUAACAUUGUUAACGCUUUUAUUUAUAGUUACUUUGAUUUGUCUUUCAGAAAAGAAGUCAAAAAGAUUUUAUGCUGUUUUAUUUGUUUCUAA
Molecule: messenger RNA, 1191 nt
Organism: Saccostrea echinata
Lineage: Eukaryota; Metazoa; Mollusca; Bivalvia; Ostreida; Ostreidae
Product: G-protein coupled receptor 83-like
Exons: 1
Coding region: 1-1191 (396 amino acids)
Biological process (GO): neuropeptide signaling pathway
Cellular component (GO): membrane
Molecular function (GO): G protein-coupled peptide receptor activity
Source: RefSeq, a predicted model, not a curated record